AUGACUCCUUUACACUAUGCCUGUUACUGGGGUUUCGAACAAAUUGCAGAGGACUUGAUCAUUUCUGGAGCACAGAUCGGAGCUUGCAAUAAACGUGGUCAAACGCCAAUGGAUGUUUGCCAGGGACCAUCACGGCAAGCAAUCGCUGAGAUUGCAAUGGAAAAUGGCCAAAAUCCGAACGAGCGGAUACCGUUCAAAGAUCAGACGUGGAAAGGCACAAAAUCUCGUACCAGAGAUGCGACUCUGUCCAGGUACACCGGAGUGGAUGUCUCAUCAUUAAAUCUGAUCACCAAGGUGGCCGAAUCUCAUUCGGGUGAACUUUGGCGUGGAAAGUGGCAAGGUAACGACAUCGUGGCCCGUAUCCUAGCCGUACAGGAAGUGACACCGCGGAUUUCUCGUGACUUUCAGACCGAGUUCCCAGCGCUCAGGAUUUUUGCUCAUGCCAACAUCUGCCCAGUGCUAGCAGCCGCCAAUCAACCUCCGAACCUUGUCGUCAUUAGUCAAUUUAUGCCAUUCGGAAGCCUCUAUAAUGUGCUACACGAACAGAGCUCUGUCGUCAUUGACCAUAGUCAAGCAAGUUCGCUUUGCAGUCGAUAUCGCUCGAGGAAUGUCGUAUUUGCACAGUCUCGAUCCUGCCAUUUUGAGAUUUUAUUUGUCAUCGAAGCAUGUCGUUGUGGACGAAGAACUGACAGCCAAACUCUCGAUGGCCGACACGAAAUUCUCAUUCCAAGAAGUAGGACGAAUAUAUUCACCAGCUUGGAUGAGUCCUGA
Messenger RNA from Ostertagia ostertagi, 771 nucleotides. Lineage: Eukaryota; Metazoa; Nematoda; Chromadorea; Rhabditida; Trichostrongylidae. The record is from the annotation of a GenBank genome assembly.